AUGCCAAGUGCCGGCAUUCGCGCCGGUCUGCAACUGCCUCUUUUCUAUGUGGCAGCAUGCAAAAAGGACGGCGCGCACAAGAUCGCACGGAUGGUGGCUCGUUCCCGCUCUGGUAUUAUUCGAAAGCUUUACGAUAGGAAUCUCGCUUCCCCGCGCGGGAAUUGGAUCACGGUCACUGCGCUCGGACCAUAUGGGCGCCCGGAAAACUUGCUCCGGUUUGGGACCGUUGUGUUAGUCGUAGAGGACGUUGGCUUUUUUCGAGCUCUCUCGUAUAUAGAGAUGCUAGUCAAGGCCAGUGUGCAACGGACAGCGCUGGUACGGAAACUGGAGAUUUUGUGGCAAGAUGACGCGGAAUCUAACUAUCCGCCAUGGGUGAAAGAGUGGAGGCAAGAGGUCCCGAGCCUAGAUCAUCCUACAUCUGGCGGAUUUGACGUGAUUACUGUGGCAGAGCCGACUCAAAUGAGGACCCUUCGACUUCAUAUCAGGAAGAAAAUCGACUUUGCUUCUACCGUGGGUCACUGA
Molecule: messenger RNA, 522 nt
Organism: Penicillium oxalicum
Lineage: Eukaryota; Fungi; Ascomycota; Eurotiomycetes; Eurotiales; Aspergillaceae
Exons: 3
Coding region: 1-522 (173 amino acids)
Source: RefSeq, a predicted model, not a curated record